AUGAGAACCAUUCUAGCAAUCGUUAUAUCAACAACUGAUUUUACUGAUAUCCCUUAUAUUGAUAUACGAACUGAAACAAUAGCAAUAACACCAACAACAACAACACCAACAAUAGCAACAACAACAAUAGCAACGACAACAACAGCAACAACAACAAUAACAACAACAACAAUAGCAACAACAACAAUAACAACAACAGCAAUAGCAACAGCAGCAACAGCAACAGCAACAACAACAACAACAACAACAACAACAACAACAACAACAAGAACAACAACAACGAAAGCAACGACAACAACGACAACAACAACAAAAACGACAAUAACAACAAAAACAACAAUGGCAAUUACACCUAUUACAAUUACCAUUCCCAAAGUACGGCAAGAAGCAGAGUCAACCACAUUAGAUUCUGAAAUUAACAUGCCUUCAGUUUCAUCUGUUCAAGAAUCCAUGCCACUUACUCGUUCUGCAGAAAAGCCACGAUCAGUAAUCGUGAUAGUGUUGCUUGUAAUAAGUGCUCUUAUCAUGAUAACAUCGUUAGCGAUGAUACUGUUGGUCAAAUUUGGUGUUAUUCUUCAACAACCGAUACAAUCAACAUCACGACAUGAACAAUGA
Molecule: messenger RNA, 615 nt
Organism: Acanthocheilonema viteae
Lineage: Eukaryota; Metazoa; Nematoda; Chromadorea; Rhabditida; Onchocercidae
Source: the annotation of a GenBank genome assembly